AUGUCGGUUAUGUCGGUUCGAUUUAAGGAGCGGUUACUCUUCUAAUAUUCAUGUACAUACGUACAUUUGGCUAUCGUGCGAUUUGAUCGUGCUACUGGACUAAUUACAAUUUUUAAAAUAAAUCCUUUCAACGGAUUUUCUUUCACUUGAGUUGUUUUAAUAUUAAGUUACCAUCGUGGGGUCGUAUCUGGUAAAGUCAGUUGAAGAAACAUUUAGCGAUUAUGUUAAUUCACCUGAUCAAACGAGGGUGAACAGUAAUAUAUCGCAUCGAGAAAGCAAUAGCAGAACAAUUGAAAAAUCUGUUUCCAAGUUUAUAGAAACGAGAAGAAUUUCUAUAAACUUGAUGGAUAACUUAGAUGCACCACAGUGGGCAGAUUUUAUAGCUCCCAGUCCACAAAUUUCUCUGGAUGACUACUUUUUGCGAAAACAUGUUGAUCAUGAAUAUAGAGAAAAAUUUGAUUCCGUGGAUUCUGUUUCACCGGAUAUACCAACAGAACAAUUUAAUCUUAGUAAGCAAUCAUCAAACGAAAGUCUUAUUCAAAAGACGCCAAUGCGAAUAAAAUGUGGACAAGGAAACAAGAUUUUAAGUUCAAAGAAAAACAUUGUCAAAGAAACAACUUAUGAAAAUGUAUUGUUGGAAGCAAUGAGUAAUUUGCAAUUAUCGUUCAAAAAACAAUUAGGUGAAAAAUCUUUUAAUAAAUCAUGUUUAGUAGAUUCACCUGCAUUUAAAACACCAAUAAAAAGAAUUACUAGAUCAAUGUGUGCACAGGCUAACAUGACACCAAAGUAUUGUAUAUCCAUGCAUGAAAAAUCAACUAAAAACAAUGACCAUGAUCAAAUACAAAAUAAUAAGGAAAAUAUUAAUAUUGAAAAAUAUCAAAAUCCAACAAAUGAACAAAUAAAUUCAUCGCAGAUAAAUCUUGAAGUUACGUCAACUAGUACAGAGCAUGAAGUUUCUGAUGAAAAGCUCAAAUCAGAAGCGGAACCAAGAUUAGAACAAGAAGAAGGUCUUACCAUGGAAAAUGAAAAUAGUUUAAAUCAGCUACCAAUGAGCAAAGUUGUUACUUCUUUUUCUAAUCAUUUACUUGAUUCAGGAAAUAGUUCAAAGAAAAAGGUGACUACGUUAACUGGAACUGCAUGGCACAGACAAGUAAAACGUCGUAUGAGCAUUACAAACCAACGUCGAUUAAGUAUUAAUAAAUCCAUAAUUAAAAAUAAAUAUGUUAGUAUGGCAGAAGCUGUUACAAAAUUCCAUAGAGCUACACCACAACGAUUCCAUUCAACUACUAUUAAAGCUACAAAAACGGAGCAAUUGAGAAGAAUGUCAUUUAAAUUAACACGAGCGACAUCACCAGCUCUUAUGUGCAAAAACAGAUCAAGACCUGUUACAGCAAUAAGCAGAGAGGAACAAGAAAGAAUAGAAUUGGCAAAAAUACGUCAAAAUCAAAUAAAAGCUAAUCCAGUGCGGAAAAACAUUUUGAUUAAGCCCGCCCCUUUGAAAAAAGUUGAGAAAAAAAUGGUUACUCAUCCAGAACCAUUCCACUUAACUGAAGUAAAAAAAUGGCAACCUAUUAAAAAAACUGAACAAAUCCAGGAGACUAAGCGUAUUCAUCGAACCAAGACUGUACCUUCCAUUGUCAGUACCAAUGACAAAGGAAUUAUUGUUAAGGAUGAAGAAGUCUUACAUUUUGGUAUUCCAUUGGAGCCAUGCAAAACAAAGAAGAAAAAUACAAAAGUUAUGCCAUUCAGCUUUGAAGCUCGUAACAGAGAGUUACACAUAAAAAAGCAAGAAAAAUUGAAAUUGAUGUUAGAAAUGGAACAGCAAAAGAAUAAAACAGAGUUCCAUGCACGGCCAGUGCCAGCAACCAUAAAAACACCACUUCUUAAUAGGCAAAUUCAAAAUGAAAAUUCCUUGAAUAAGCCAAAAAUUACAAUAGCUCGAUCACUGAGUUUUGAAGAAAGGCAUAAACAAUUACAAUUGAAAAAGGAAGAAAAAAUCAAACAGCUAUUGGAGGAAGAAAAAAAGGCACGUACCUUCAAAGCCCAAAAAGUUCCCGAAUUUAAACCAGUAUUAAUCAAGGGAAGAUCGAGGGAUAAUUUGUUAAAAAAAUCACAGGAGAAUCUAUCAUGGAAAUCCGGCAAUGUAAGUGGUAACAGUAAAGCGGCUAACAAUUCAUUAAAAAAGUCGCGAGAGAACUUAACGUUGAAACAAAAGAAUUUUAUUAAGCAGCCAAUGUCGAUUCCAUUCGUAGUACCCAAGAAGACCAGUCGGUCGCCAGUAGAUCCUGAGAAUCAAGAAAACCGAAAUCACGGUGCCGUGCCUAAAAUUCUCGAGCCCAAAUGCAAAUUAUCGCAAAAAAGUAUUUCCGUUUUAACAGAGCUCAAUACAGAUAAACGGGCCAAACAACGAAAGGAGUUUGAUGAGCAAAUUAAAAAAAAAGAAAUAGCAGACAAUGAGAUGAGAAAAAGAGAGGAAGAGGAGAGACUUGCAAAGGAAAAAGCUCAGAAAAUGGAGUUAAGAAAAAUGACGGAAAUCAAAGCAAGACCAAUGCCCAUUUAUAAAUUGUUGAACAUUACUAAAUCAAAUAAACCGCUGACCGAUGCUCAUAGUCCGAUAUGGGCGAAACGGAAAGGAUCGACGCAUUGACAAUCAGAGAUUUUUCCACUCUGUUUUUAUUAGCUUUUAACGAAAGAAACAUAUGUAUGUUACGCAACGUAUAAUUCAUGUUACGUAAAAUAUACUCAAUAUAAAGAAGGUAUAGCUUUGAUUUCUAAUAUAGAUAUGUAUUAUUUAAAUAUAUGAAACUUUUCAUUAUAAA
Molecule: messenger RNA, 2819 nt
Organism: Ceratosolen solmsi marchali
Lineage: Eukaryota; Metazoa; Arthropoda; Insecta; Hymenoptera; Agaonidae
Product: targeting protein for Xklp2-B
Exons: 3
Coding region: 344-2647 (767 amino acids)
Source: RefSeq, a predicted model, not a curated record